AUGGCAUCAGGUGGUAGUGGUGGUUUAAAAGAAGCUUUUGAUAAAUAUUCUAAAUUUGGUAAAACAGAAUCACAACUUAAAGAAAAAGAUGUUCGACUUGAAUCAAAAAAUAUUCAAAAAAUGAUGAAAGAUUCUGGUAUUGUUGAUACAAAAUAUACAACACAAUUACUUGAUAAUGAUAUUGCUCGUGUUCUUGGUAAACUUACUAGUUCUGGAUCUUAUGCAAAGGGCAUUAAAACAUUUGAAUUUCAAGGUUUUAAACAACUUAUUGAUCAAAUAGCUGAAUCAAAAAAGACAUCGAGUGAUCAAAUUGUUUCCCAUAUUAGUUCAAUAAGUGGUCCAAGUUUAGCUAAUGUUACGAGUACGGCAAAUAAGAAUAUAACUGAACGCAUGACGGAUACAAGUCAUUAUACAGGUUCUCAUAAAGAACGUUUUGAUACUGAAGGUCAUGGAAAAGGAAAAGAAGGUCGUGUUGAUGAAGCUAAAAAUUCAGGUUAUGUUGGUAAUUAUAAAGGCGAAGGAACAUAUGAUAAAAAACAUUAA
Rotaria sp. Silwood1 is the source of this 543-nucleotide messenger RNA. Lineage: Eukaryota; Metazoa; Rotifera; Eurotatoria; Philodinida; Philodinidae. The record is from the annotation of a GenBank genome assembly.